This is a messenger RNA of Acanthisitta chloris (rifleman), 587 nucleotides long. RefSeq names its product SET and MYND domain containing 3 (gene SMYD3). Gene Ontology annotation, cellular component: nucleus. Gene Ontology annotation, molecular function: protein binding. The transcript is spliced from 5 exons. The record is from RefSeq and is a predicted model, not a curated record. Lineage: Eukaryota; Metazoa; Chordata; Aves; Passeriformes; Acanthisittidae. The annotation marks the transcript as partial.
AUGGUUCUGGUAAUCCUGUAUUUUUUUCCCUUGUUUUUACAGGUGACCUGUAACUGUUUCACCAUCAGUAAUGGAGAGAUGCAGGAUGUUGGUGUUGGCCUAUAUCCCAGCAUGUCUUUACUGAACCACAGCUGUGACCCAAACUGCGUGAUCGUUUUUGAAGGAUUCCAGCUUUUACUGCGCUCUGUCCGCGAGAUCCAGAUUGGUGAAGAGCUCACCAUCAGCUACAUAGAAUCACUGAUGCCCACCAGUGAACGCCAAAAGCAACUGGUGCGCCAGUAUUGCUUUGAAUGUGAUUGUCUUCUCUGCCAGAAUCAAGAGAAGGAUGCUGAGAAAUUGGCUGGUGAAGAGCAUGCCUGGAAAGAAGUCAAAGAUGCUGUAAAUGAAGUGAAAUAUCCAAAAUCAAAAGAAGAGUGGGAGCAGGUUCUGGCAAGAUGCCAGAAUCUCUUGAGCAGCAACACGGGUCACCUACCAGACACAAAUAUCUAUCAGCUGAAAAUGCUUGACUGUGCCAUGGAUGCCUGUAUUAACCUUGAAUCCUGGGAAGAAGCAUUGUAUUAUGGCAGCAGGACUCUGGAACCAUAUAG